AUAGUUUUUCUUGUCAACGUUCGCCCCUGUCGGUUCACAUUCGCCUGACCUCCGACCGCAGACGGGACUCCAACCAAGCCCAGAAAUGUCUGACUUCUCAGAAGACCAGAUCAUCGAGUUCAAGGAGGCCUUCCUGCUGUUUGACAGGACAGGCGAUGGGAAGAUCAGUUACAGCCAGUGUGGUGAUGUCAUGCGGGCCCUUGGCCAGAACCCUGUCAACGCUGAGGUCCUCAAGGUCCUGGGCAACCCCAAGUCAGAAGAAAUGAACCACAAGAUGCUAGACUUUGAGCAGUUCCUGCCCAUGCUCCAAGCCAUCGCUAAGAACAAGGACCAGGGCUCCUUUGAGGAUUUUGUGGAGGGUCUGCGCGUCUUCGACAAGGAGGGCAAUGGCACAGUGAUGGGCGCUGAGCUGCGCCAUGUCCUCACAACACUUGGUGAGAAAAUGACAGAAGAGGAGGUGGAGACUCUCUUAGCGGGACACGAAGACGCCAACGGCUGCAUCAAUUACGAAGUCUUUGUCCGCCACAUCAUGUCUGGCUGAACAGCGGAACUCGUCCGGAUGGUGAUGAGUGGUUGAAGAUUUCAAGAACACAACCGGUUAAUUUUAUUCCCAAAUGUUUUUUUCUAUUAUAUGUAAUGUCUGUCUCACCCCCAUCCAAAUCUUGUUUGCCCUCAUUUUGUGAUAUUUUCUUUCGGAAGUGCCUUUUCUGUGUCUUGAGUUGAAGAGCCCCUUUUUUUCCAUUUCACUUCAAAAUAUCAUCAAGCCACAGAGGUGCAUGCUAUCAUGCCUGGCUCGUUGACAGAAUCGGCAAUAACAUUCCCUUCAUUAUUCCAUACGUUCCCAUCUCCCACUCCGUCACUCAACCCGUGUCAGCCCUGUCGCCCAAUAGCUGUGUUUUUUAUACAGAGGAGAUGCAUGCUCAUUGGCUGAGACCAGCUGUAAUGUGGAUUUUACCGGGCCAAUGGUAGAUUUACUGUCAUGUAUAUGUUAUAUUUAAUAAAAAUCCCCAGUUUCUGAAAACAAA
Molecule: messenger RNA, 1025 nt
Organism: Oncorhynchus masou masou (cherry salmon)
Lineage: Eukaryota; Metazoa; Chordata; Actinopteri; Salmoniformes; Salmonidae
Product: myosin light polypeptide 6
Exons: 7
Coding region: 86-541 (151 amino acids)
Cellular component (GO): myosin II complex
Molecular function (GO): calcium ion binding; structural constituent of muscle
Source: RefSeq, a predicted model, not a curated record